AUGAUCGCCUUGGUACUGUGCGCCCUCUUCGCCGCGGCGGCCGCGGCCCCGCAUUUCGACUACCCCAGGAGAGAGUUCAUGCCUCACCUUCACAUACAAGCCCGCCCCUACAUGAGCGGCGAUAUCUUCGACACAUCGCGGUUCUGGGCCGACAUGUCCCGGGAAAUGAGGGAGUUCGAAGAUAUGAUGAGCGAGUUUACUCGCCGCUUCCCAACGAGCACGUCACAGGAAGGCUUCGAAGGUAACGAAUACAAAAUAACUAUUCCCUUGUCAGAGUUCGAAGAGAAAGACAUUGUUGUGAAAGCCCGUGAAGGAUUGUUGAUGGUGCAAGCGAUCCACAAUUACGCAGAGGGUAUGACCAAGAACUACUUGGAUGUGAGGACGCUGCCCAGCACUGUGAACGUAGCUGGUAACUGGGUGUUCGACAAGGGAGUGUUGAGGAUCACGUUCCCGGUGAAGAGUGGAUCAGAGUCACCAGCAACGCCUGUCCCGACUACAACGGAAAAAACGAUCUUUGAAACUGAACGCCCGACCUUCGGUGGAAGUCGGGAGGAGAUUGAGAGCAAUGCGAAUGUGGGCGUUCUGGACGCGGACGUUGGACUGGGUAGAGGAGACCGAGACAAGGUUACCGACCUGAAGACUAAUGAGAUCCCUCAAGGGAACACCGUCGAAGCCACCACAUAUGCCGUCGACUUGAAAGAUGAAGUAGAAUUCGUUCCAGUUAAGUACUAG
Messenger RNA from Spodoptera littoralis (African cotton leafworm), 732 nucleotides. Lineage: Eukaryota; Metazoa; Arthropoda; Insecta; Lepidoptera; Noctuidae. The record is from the annotation of a GenBank genome assembly.